Molecule: messenger RNA, 1025 nt
Organism: Melanotaenia boesemani (Boeseman's rainbowfish)
Lineage: Eukaryota; Metazoa; Chordata; Actinopteri; Atheriniformes; Melanotaeniidae
Exons: 2
Coding region: 1-468 (155 amino acids)
Biological process (GO): regulation of heart rate by cardiac conduction; membrane repolarization during action potential; negative regulation of delayed rectifier potassium channel activity
Cellular component (GO): membrane
Molecular function (GO): potassium channel regulator activity; transmembrane transporter binding; delayed rectifier potassium channel activity
Source: RefSeq, a predicted model, not a curated record
AUGACCCAGCAUUUAGUAUCUUCACUAAGUUUUCUGAGAGUCCAGCAGAUGGCAGCCAUGAUCCUCAACAGCACCGAGCUGCAGUCCCUCCUCUUCUCCUUCCUGCAGAAAUGCCUCAACAGCUCCAGCCUCCUGUCUCCUCAAAACGACACAACCCAGCAGGCCGUGCAGCACGUAGCCGGGGCUGGAGCCAGGACCCAGUCUCAGGGGAUCAUGUACAUCCUCCUGGUGGUGGGGAUGUUCAGCUUCUUCACGUUCGGCAUCAUGCUCAGCUACAUCCGGUCCAAGAAGCUGGAGAGCUCUCAAGAUCCGUACCACCAGUACAUCGCCCACGACUGGACCACGGUGGCGACGCCAUCCAGGGUGGUUGCUGAGGCCCUGCACAGGGAGGCUGCAGGUAUUGGGACCGGCAGCAAGGGGCCCGUCAUCAUCUGCAACCCUGCAGUGCUGCAGGAGCUGCCAGAUUAAACUAGAGAUGGGAUUUAUGGCUCUUUGAAGGGAGCCAGAUCUUGAGGAGCUGUUCCUUUCAGAGAGCCAUUCAAAAGACUGGCUCAUUCUCAUUGUUCAGAAAUGAACACUGCUUUAUUCACCUUGUGCAUUCCUAUCGUGCACUCUCACUGCGGGUCCCUUUAAGAUUCUGUGUUCACAGUUUCAUCCAAUGCCUGUGCAUAGGUUCAUGAGGGGGCCUGCAGGGGUUGCACAUGAACAGCGGAUGGAUUCACUGAUCAUCCAAUCACAAGCCUGCAUUCCCGUCACAGUGAAUCAGCCUGCAGACCUAAGGGCUCCUCUGAUGCUGUUCGUUCAGUAUUAUGAACAGUUUUUGUUCCAUAAUAAUGCCUCAAGCUAUUAAUAAGUUUCCUUGUGUGCCUUCAUGCGUCCAAUGAACGUAAGUUUCACGAUUUAAUGUGAACAUGUUGCUCUGAGGUCGGACUGUAUAUAGUUAGCUGCAGGCUAAUGAUUAGCAUCCCUUACUUGUGUAUGGCAUUCCACUCGGUUGUUAGCUAGCUGCGAGAGCUACACUUACA